Cryptomeria japonica (Japanese cedar) is the source of this 1050-nucleotide messenger RNA. Its product is annotated as NADPH--cytochrome P450 reductase-like. The record is from RefSeq and is a predicted model, not a curated record. The coding region runs from base 1 to 1050 and encodes 349 amino acids. NCBI's taxonomy places the organism in Eukaryota, Viridiplantae, Streptophyta, Pinopsida, Cupressales, Cupressaceae. Gene Ontology annotation, molecular function: flavin adenine dinucleotide binding; NADPH-hemoprotein reductase activity; FMN binding. Gene Ontology annotation, cellular component: cytosol. The transcript is spliced from 6 exons.
AUGUUUUUCAAAGCUACAACAGAGAGCCAACAAAAGGAGUUGGAUAAAAUAAAGAAGGAUCAAGCCGUAUUGAAUGAGGCAUACAAUAAAUUGUAUAUGGAUUAUGUGCAAUUAAAAAAUGCUACAGGAAUGUCAAAUCCUCCCCUAGUUCCUUCAGGUGCAAUGGUUGCCUAUCGACCCUCUAUUGCCACAAGAGAUGCUUUCCAUACAUAUGAGAUAACAAAUCUAAAGGAAAAAGUUGAAGAUUAUGCAGGACUAGAACAUUUAGAGGAGUUAUUGCUCAAGGAGGUCAUGCAAAGUACUCUUAAGCAUGUGCUAAAGACGGUUAUAAGUAACAUGGAUGAUGUUUACAAUUGCUAUCAAUAUUUGUUACAGGCUACCCAACAAUCAAUUGAUGAUGGUAAGAAAUUGCAAAUGGAGUCGGCGAAGUGGUACUCGGCCGAAUCUGCGUGGCUUUACGUGGAGCCUGCGUGGAGGGCAUGUGGGGGGGCUCGGCCGAGUAGGACUUGGUCAAGUACCACUCAGUCCGGAAACUGUAGCUGGGCACCAAUUUUUAUUAGGAAAUCAAACUUCAAGCUUCCUUCGGAUCCUAUGGUUCCAAUCAUCAUGGUCGGACCUGGCACAGGCAUUGCACCGUUCAGAGGUUUCCUCCAGGAAAGGGCUACUCUGCAAAAAUCUGGAUUGCAGCUCGGCCCAGCCGUCCUUUAUUUUGGAUGCAGAAACAGCAAAACGGACUUCAUCUAUGAGGAGGAGCUAAAUCAAUUUGUUAAAGAAAGCAUUCUAUCUAGAUUGAACGUAGCCUUCUCCAGAGAAGGUGCCCAAAAAGAAUAUGUGCAGCACAGAAUUCUAAAAGAGGCUAGCUAUAUAUGGGAGCUCAUUUCCCAAGGUGCGUAUUUUUAUGUAUGUGGUGAUGCAAAGGGCAUGGCAAAGGAUGUUCAUCAGGCUUUGUUGAACAUUAUUCAACAGCAGAAGUCUAUUGAUGGCAAUGAAGCAGAUUCGGUAUUGAAAGAACUUCAAUCAGAAGGAAGAUAUUUAAGGGAUGUAUGGUAA